UUCAAGUCCUGAGGUGAAGCGCGCUCGGCGGCAGCCGCUUCGUCGAAGAGCUCUUGUAGCGCCCAGUGGACCAGACGCAGUGAAUGCAGUUAGCGCCGCCGGCCGGCCCAGCCCGCCACCCGGGGCCUUCCCGCCUCCUGGGGUUGCCGGGACCGCCUGCCCUCCAGCCGCUGCCCCCUCCAGAUUUUCAGCUACUGAUGUUACAAACAGUAAAACAUUGGAACAUAGAGUUGAGGAAAAGAUUUAAACCAGAUUUUUCUUCUGUUAGUUAAAAAUAUGGAUCCUGAAGCAGAGGGACCACCAAUUAUCAAAGCGACACCUCUUCAACAAAUGCUCGCCUCUUGUACUGGAGCUAUACUGACAUCACUAAUGGUGACACCCUUUGAUGUUGUUAAAAUUCGACUCCAAGCCCAAAGCAACCCAUUCCCCAAAGGAAAAUGUUUUCUGUAUAGUAAUGGACUUAUGGAUCAUCUGUGUGUCUGUGAAGAGGAAGGCAACAAGGCAUGGUAUAAGAAGCCAGGACGCUUCCAGGGGACACUGGAUGCCUUUUUGAAAAUCAUUCGAAAUGAGGGCAUUAAAUCCCUGUGGAGUGGCCUUCCUCCUACCUUAGUGAUGGCAGUUCCUGCCACAGUUAUUUAUUUUACCUGCUAUGAUCAAUUAACCGCUCUUCUGAAAUCUAAAUUAGGAGAAAAUGAAAGCUGCAUACCAGUUGUUGCUGGAAUUGUGGCCAGACUUGGUGCAGUAACUGUAAUAAGUCCACUGGAAUUGAUUAGAACCAAGAUGCAAUCUAAGAAUUUUUCUUACGAGGAACUGCAUCGAUUUGUCACCAAGAAAGUAUCUGAAGAUGGUUGGACUUCCCUCUGGAGGGGCUGGGCUCCUACUGUUCUUAGAGAUGUACCAUUUUCAGCGAUGUACUGGUAUAACUAUGAAGUUUUAAAGACGUGGUUGUGUGCGAAGUCUGGUUUAUAUGAACCGACAUUUAUGAUCAACUUUACUUCAGGGGCAUUAUCUGGUUCUCUUGCAGCUGUUGUAACUUUGCCAUUUGACGUGGUAAAAACACAAAAGCAGACACAACUUUGGAUAUACGAAGGUCAGAAAAUUUCUAUGCCUUUGCAAAUGUCAACCUGGGCUAUAAUGAAGAACAUCGUUGCUAAGAAUGGAUUUGCUGGAUUAUUUACAGGCCUAAUUCCUCGUUUAAUUAAAAUUGCUCCUGCUUGUGCUGUUAUGAUCAGUACAUAUGAAUUCGGAAAGUCUUUUUUCCAGAAACAAAAUGCGCGAAGACAGCAAUACUAGAGAUGCUGUUUCAACCUGGAAUAACAACCAUGACCAAAUAAUAAGAUGGAAAUCUUAGGCAAGAGCUUUUUUUCACCAUCUCUUACAUUGGUUUUAUAUCUUUCUUAUCUAUAAUUUAAAUGAAUAGUAUAUUUCUACUUUGCAUUUAAAUCAUAAUCCUAAUUUUAAAAUAAAAAUUUUAUCCUGAUUUUUGAGAUUUUGAAAAAGAUAUUCCAGAAAUCUUAACCAUUAAGCAUUUUUGUAAAGAAAAAAAAAUUAUUCUACACUGGAAGCAAUAAUCUCAGAGUUUGAUACAAAUUUCAGCGUAACUUAAUCCUAUUGGGAGUGUGUCAGAGACAUCAGAACAUUUUGAAUUGUCUCCUGAAUGAUGUACAGAGUCUAAAAGAAAAAUUCCCAAGUCUUUUAUACACAUUUAAAUCAUGCACAUAGAUAUUUAAGUAUUUCAGCAAAGUAGUUAAUGGAAGGCAGCCUUUAAAUAACAUUCACAUGUACCAAAUAUUACCUAUUAGUUGUCUUCUUUAAUUCACAUGCAUUUGGUGUUUUGUUUUACCUUGUUAUUGUUGUAAGGCUUCACAAAUAUUAGGAUUUCUCCAGUCAAAGGUAUGGCUGUUUUAUCGUAAUGAACCAAAAAUAUAGUAAUUUGUGUGAUAUUGA
Messenger RNA from Hippopotamus amphibius kiboko, 1947 nucleotides. RefSeq names its product solute carrier family 25 member 40 (gene SLC25A40). Gene Ontology annotation, biological process: mitochondrial transmembrane transport. The transcript is spliced from 12 exons. Lineage: Eukaryota; Metazoa; Chordata; Mammalia; Artiodactyla; Hippopotamidae. The coding region runs from base 277 to 1293 and encodes 338 amino acids. The record is from RefSeq and is a predicted model, not a curated record.